Onychostruthus taczanowskii (white-rumped snowfinch) is the source of this 837-nucleotide messenger RNA. It is a transcript of the gene TMEM216, whose product is annotated as transmembrane protein 216. Lineage: Eukaryota; Metazoa; Chordata; Aves; Passeriformes; Passeridae. The transcript has 5 exons. The record is from RefSeq and is a predicted model, not a curated record. Gene Ontology annotation, cellular component: ciliary transition zone. The coding region runs from base 247 to 789 and encodes 180 amino acids. Gene Ontology annotation, biological process: non-motile cilium assembly.
CGGUGUGGGAUUCUGCUCCCAAUGGAUUCGAGGGGGCGGGGUUAGGAAGGAGGGGGGACUCGAACCCGCGCGGCAGCCAUCGGUCCUCCAGCCAUAGAGAGGUGCGGGUAGAGCGGCAGCGCGCGCGCGGCCAAACCACCGAGAGAGGCGGGAGAUAGAGCGGCUCCGCCCUCACGCUCCGCGCCCUCGCCCUCGGCGCCCCCGUGCGGGCGAGCGCGGCGGCGGCGGUUCCCAUGGAGAUGGAAGAUGGCGCCCAGGGGCCGCCACCAUCGCUCCUCGGCUCCGCUGCAGGUCCUGCUCUUCCUCAACGGCUGGUACUGCGCCACAUAUUUUCUCCUGGAAGCGUUCGUGUUCGUGUACAAAGUGCUGCUCCUGCCCUAUCCCGUCUCCAACUUGGUGCUGGAUGUGGUUCUGCUCCUCCUGUACCUCGGCAUUGAGGCCACACGCAUCUUCUUCGGCUCCAAGGGGAACCUGUGCCAGCGGAAGGUGCCGCUGUCCCUCAGCCUGGCACUUACGGUGCCGGCAGCUGUGCUGGCCGUGUACUACCUGCUGCUCCAGACAUAUUCCCUGCGCCUGGAAGCGUUCCUGAGCGCCAUCCUGCUCCUCUUCUACGGCCUGGAGCUGCUUCUGGGCUUCCUGGCGCUGCUCUCCUUCUCCAGGUGCUGCAUCCCAGGAACUGAGGGAGCUGGCGCGGGAGCUGCCAGGAAGGCAACAGGAGCGCUGUGUAAAAGACUGACAACGUCAUCUGAGUUUAUUACACAAUUCCAACCUAUCCAAAGACAAAUCUAAUCACUGCGAGCAGGAGGGGCGGCGCCUCGCCGGGGCUUCCAGGGAUUU